AUGAAACUCUGGCGCCCCGUAGGCUUCGACGAAGAAUACAGAGAAUCCGCACGAGCGAGCUCCAUGAUCCCCUACCUCCACGAACAAAUCCGCCUAUCGCGCAUCAUCGAGAGAAUGAUGUCGACGCUCUUCUCUCCGCGCUCCAACCUAGACGACCUUGGUCGGCGAGUCUGCUUCGAUAACCUGAACCUAGACCUCAACCGGUGGCGCGAAUCGCUGCCCGACUUUGCAAAGUGGCAUAAAUGGGGUGGAUCGUCCUCGAAGACGAUACCAGGAGUGUUGGCAUUGCAUGUUCGCAUCGCCUUGAACUAUGACCAGGCCAUGGCAUCUGGGGGAAGCGACGCGGACGAAAGGCCACGGUCUUACUGCGUCACAUCCGCGCAGCACGUCACUUCCCUGGUGCGCACCUAUCGAAGUCAGUACGGGCUUCAACAUGCACCACUCGUGUUUGUAUACGGCGCUGUCCAAGCGAGUCGCUCGGCCAAGGCAUUUAACAUCACAGAAGAGAACCAGUAUCUGAUCCAGAUGUUGGGAGAACUAUCAUCGGCUUGGAGCCUGUCAAGAGAAGUCAUGGCCAAAGUAUUGGACUGCUAA
This is a messenger RNA of Colletotrichum fioriniae, 594 nucleotides long. Lineage: Eukaryota; Fungi; Ascomycota; Sordariomycetes; Glomerellales; Glomerellaceae. The record is from RefSeq and is a predicted model, not a curated record.